Conger conger (European conger) is the source of this 1080-nucleotide messenger RNA. Its product is annotated as blue-sensitive opsin-like. The record is from RefSeq and is a predicted model, not a curated record. Gene Ontology annotation, biological process: visual perception; phototransduction; G protein-coupled receptor signaling pathway. Lineage: Eukaryota; Metazoa; Chordata; Actinopteri; Anguilliformes; Congridae. Gene Ontology annotation, molecular function: G protein-coupled receptor activity. Gene Ontology annotation, cellular component: membrane; photoreceptor outer segment. The coding region runs from base 1 to 1080 and encodes 359 amino acids. The transcript is spliced from 5 exons.
AUGAGGUCGAUUUCACGGCAGCAGGAGCUCCCUGAGGACUUCUACAUCCCCAUCGCUCUGGACACCAGCAACAUCACGGCCCUCAGCCCCUUCCUAGUCCCUCAGGAUCACUUGGGCAGCCCGGGACUGUACAUGAGCUUGGCCGCCUUUAUGUUCGUCCUCUUCGUCGUCGGAACAGCCAUCAACACCCUCACCAUCAUCUGCACCGCCCAAUACAAGAAGCUACGAUCCCACCUCAACUACAUCCUGGUUAACCUGGCGGUGUCGAACCUUCUGGUGUCAGUAGUUGGCUCCUUCACGGCUUUCUACAGCUUCUCUUACAGAUACUUCAUUCUGGGGCCGACCGCCUGUAAGAUCGAAGGCUUCAUGGCCACUCUGGGAGGUAUGGUGAGCCUGUGGUCUCUGGCAGUGAUUGCCUUCGAAAGAUACCUGGUUAUCUGCAAGCCCAUUGGAAACUUUGCCUUCAAGGGCCCCCAUGCAUUCACUGGCUGUGUCAUCACCUGGGUCUUUGCACUGGGCGCUGCCGGCCCUCCACUUUUCGGCUGGAGUCGGUACAUACCAGAGGGCCUGCAGUGCUCCUGUGGUCCGGACUGGUACACCAUAGGCAAUAAGUACAAUAACGAGUCCUACGUCAUGUUCCUCUUUUGUUUCUGCUUUGCUGUUCCCUUCACCAUGAUAGUGUUCUGCUACGGUCAGCUUCUCUUCACACUAAAAUCGGCUGCCAGGGCACAGGAGCAGUCUGCCUCCACCCAGAAGGCCGAGAGGGAGGUGACUAAGAUGGUGGUGGUGAUGGUGCUGGGCUUCCUGGUCUGCUGGCUGCCGUACGCCUCCUUCGCCCUGUGGACCGUGCUGCACCGCGGCGAGGCCUUCGACCUGCGCCUGGCCAGCCUCCCCUCCUGCUUCUCCAAGGCCUCUACGGUCUACAACCCCGUCAUCUACGUCUUCAUGAAUAAGCAGUUCCGCUCCUGCAUGAUGAAGCUGAUCUUCUGCGGAAAGAACCCGUUCGGGGACGAGGAGGAGACCUCCUCACAGGUUACCCAGGUCUCCUCUGUCUCAGCGAGUCAGGUGUCGCCAUCUUAA